GUAGCAAUAAACCGGCGGCCAACCAGGCAACUCGCCAUCUCACGCUUACCUGGAUCAUGAACCCACAUUUGAAAUGCCGUAUUAGCCAUCAGAGACCAACCCCGGAGAAAUCCAACAGCAGCAGAAUCCGCCAAUGUGGGUGGCACCACCUCGCCAUGCGUGUUUUUUUUUUCCUUUUUUCCCCUUCUCUCCUUGUCGCAGGAAGGAAAGUGUCAGGGGGAUGCUAUACAUACGUAUCGUACGUGAUGACCUGGGUAUUGGCGGCGUGGCUGAUGUCUGGCCUCUCUACGACGUGUGAGGUGCAUAGCCGACAUCGGAAGGGCACAAGGCAACUUGUCAGGCCAGAAUCCCCCCCCUUGGCACUCAGGCUCGCAGAUUAUCGUAGGCACACGUUACAGCGGCAUUCACGUAGGAUAUCGAUUCUAAGCGAAGAGGUGUCGGGCCUAAUUGCAGGGAGAGCCUGCGAAGACCGGGCGGCACGAGACGCAGGUAUACACCAACAUAUAUCGGGGCACGUCGAGCAGGUCCUCAAACAACCCGCCGAGAGCUGCUAUUGGACGCCAAUGGAAGCUCCCGCAUUGCCAUCCAGACUCUAAAAUAGUAGGGCGGGAGCAUCGACCG
Messenger RNA from Durotheca rogersii, 621 nucleotides. RefSeq lists its product as uncharacterized. The transcript has a single exon. The record is from RefSeq and is a predicted model, not a curated record. NCBI's taxonomy places the organism in Eukaryota, Fungi, Ascomycota, Sordariomycetes, Xylariales, Xylariaceae. The coding region runs from base 57 to 596 and encodes 179 amino acids.